GGUCACGGGCGGCUCGGGCGCUGCAAUCUGUUGCGCCGCCCUCGGGAGCCGGCAGAUCCGGGUCUCGUGGCUAAGAGUGACGUGGUCUGUGGAGUCCAAACAGAGGGGAGGAGGCCGGCGGCGGCCAGCAGCAGCGGCAGCGACAGCGGCGUCCGGAACGCUCCCGGCUGCCACCCUCCCCGCCCGCCGUUUGUUUGGGCGGGUUUAAAUAGUUGAGUAAGAUCAAGCUGGGUGACCAUGGCUGAAGGUGGAUUUGAUCCCUGUGAAUGUGUUUGCUCUCAUGAACAUGCGAUGAGAAGACUAAUCAACCUGCUUCGGCAGUCCCAGUCCUACUGCACAGACACAGAGUGCCUCCGGGAGUUGCCAGGACCCUCCAGUGACAACAGUGUCAGCAUCACUGUGAUCCUGAUGGCCUGGAUGGUGAUUGCAGUGCUCCUGUUCUUACUGAGGCCUCCUCAUUUGAGAGGCUCCAGCCUCCCCGGAAAGCCCUCCAGUCCUCACAGUGGACAGGACCCGCCCGCUCCGCCUGUGGACUAACGUUGUCAAUGCUGUGCACGACCAAAUGACUGAAGAUGACCAGAGUACUCUUAGCUGUUUUUCCUUUUCCAUCUGCGAUUGGGAUGGUAUUGUUUUCAUGAGCUUAUAGAAAUUUCACAUGCAAACUGACUUUUGCUUCUUGUGUUGCUCAGUUCUUAUUUACGGUGUACCUGAGUAGGUGGAUCUGUCGGAACGUUCACAGGGCUUUGUUGGUUGGCCCAAGCUUAAACACUCCACUCGCUGUCCCGUGAUCAUACUGUCUUUGGUGGUUUCUUGCCCAACUGAAGGAAAAUUGAGAUUUCUGCAUUUGAGUAUUUUAAGUGGUUUUAAUAGAUUUUAAUUUUUCCAUAAGGUAUUUAUUUGGGGUUAUCUGGUGUGAGUGAUGGAACCACACUGUAUUUCCUUUACCUUGGCAGUUUUCUGCAGUUCUUGGGACAGUGAAGCUUUUAGUCUAUUUUCCUUAGAGCCUGCAGCCGCGAUCCGGGUGGCUACAGAUGGCUCAUGUGGCUAGAAUAGGAAAAGUGAACUGGUUGAUUAAUGAUUUUUUUUUAAAUUCACAUUAAAAAUUUCUGAUGUUAAAAAUACUUUAAAUAAACAUGAUUGAUUAAUACAGUGGUUGGUUUAGAAUCCGUUGCGUGUCGUUGGAAGCCACUGUACACUAGCCUUACAGGGCUCAUGAAAGGAGGAGUCGGUUCUGCCUUUGCCAGAUACACUCUACCCCGGGCUAACACAGGCUCUAUUUGUCUGUCUCUUGAAGCGAAUGCCUCUCAGCAAGCCUCUCUCCCAUUCCAACACUUACCUGUUAGAAUGAAAUCGUCCUACAUCUAUGUGUGGGGUUGACAUUUAUUUUCACACCUUUUUAUUUGAAAAAAAAAAUUUUAGUCUUUUAUUGCCCUUCUGACAUGAAGAAAAAUUGGUUUAUUCCCAGGAAAAGGGGGAAUUUCCAAACAAGAAUACGUCUCACCUCUCGGCUCGAUUGAUUCUGGUUAGUAGCGGGAAGUGGAUGUACUGGGGUGGAGAGGAGAAUCGGGAACUGAACUUUGAGGGUGUAGUUAAAAGUCAGAGGUUGCAUCAUUCUCCUCAGCUCAGAAAGCAGUGAAUACAGAUGGCAUCUGGACACGUGGACGGCCUGGAGUUUUUGUGUAGGAAGUAGCUGCAGAUGAUCUGUUGGGGCCCGAACAUACUUUGCUAUCAAUGUAAAGAUUUCCUCCCCGAGGUCAGUCUGGACUAUCACUGUAUAGAUCUGAGAAACUGUUUGUGUAAACUGAAUAAACUUGUCUGUCAUUGUGCCACUGACAGACCUCUGGCCCGGCUCCAUGUCACUGCUCAUUCCCCCGUGUGCUGGGUUCGCUCUGGCCCAGAAGCAUGGCUCAGGGCAUCACUGUGGCCUGUGCUGUGGUCCUGGCUGCUGACAUUCCUCCUGACUCAACGCUUGAGAUAAUAGAACCAUCUUUUAGGUACUUGUGCUUAUAAAGGGUGACUUAACCCAGGUAAGUUAAACCCUGAACAAAAGAAGACCACAGGUUAAAAGAAGGGUUUCUCUCUUGCCGUGGCCAACUGUCGCCACAGUCUUGAGGCCAAACUGGACUAUGUAGUAAAUUUCAGGUCAGGUUGGGCUGCGUAGGAACACGUUGCCUCAGAAGGGAAAAGUCCCCCCUUUAAGCGAGGGACUUAAAGCUGAACAAGAUUGGAAUGGCAUCAAAGGGAACUAAAUCCCUGUAGAAUUUCCUUUUCUGUCCUCACCCUUUGGAGACCUGCACAUGUGUUCCAACAGUCCGUUUUCUAACCCGCUGAAGCGAGACCCAGUGGAGAGCUGACGUGUUUACUCAGUCUGCCUCACGAGUAGUUGAGACUUGACCUUGGUUAAAAAAGAACGGACAAAACGUAGAUAGAGAACAUAAGUGUUAGAAGGGCAGAUUCUUAUUCUAGAUGCUCAUUUCCGUCACAUGCACACUCUGUGUAAACAGCCAAGCCUUUCCCUACAUGAGCCCUCCCUUGAGUUGGUGACACAACCGUGGUUUUUAGCCCUUUUGCUUUCCAACACAGAAAAGGCUUAGUUACAUGUUCACCGGAUAUAUGAGCACAAUUGUAUAGAAAAAUCCAAUCCAGCCGGGCGAUGGUGGCGCACGCCUUUAAUCCCAGCACUCGGGAGGCAGAGGCAGGCGGAUCUCUGUGAGUUUGAGACCAGCCUGGUCUACAGAGCUAGUUCCAGGACAGGCUCCAAAGCCACAGAGAAACCCUGUCUCGAAAAAAAACAAACAAAACAAAAAAAAUCCAAUCCAGACAUUUCAAUGCCUGUGAACAGUUGAGUUUCUUUGAGAAGUACUUGAUCUUGGGUUUUUAUUUUUUAUUCUUUGUUAUUUUGUUUGCUGUGGAAAUUUUUCUGUAUUCCUAAAAUGGUGGUAUCCUGUAUGGAAUAUUGUUAUUAUUAACCUCACUAAUAGUUUAAAUUGCUAUCUUCUUGAGGCGUCUACAUGUCUUAAUUGAGCACACUCCUAAUACCAUUAUUUAUUUGGCUUGCAAACCUUCGCUUGCUCUGUAGCUGCAGUUCUCUUAAAACAGAGAAAGUAAAGGAGAAAUCUUAAAUUCCCGUCAGUCUGGGCCGUGUGCUGUCCAGAGCUUGAGUCAUUUCAUACUGUGUUAUACAAAAUCUAGUAGUUUUGGUUUCUCUCUUCCACGUGGGACAGGUUAACACUAGGACUGUUUGCAGCGAAAGAUUCUACCAUGUAUCUAAACACUAUCCCAUGCUUAGGAAGGCAUGUUUCACGGUGCACAGUGGUUCUCCAGAGUAUCCAUGAGUAUCGCUGUCCUGUGGUUCCAUUUAGUGUCGUGAUAGUGUUUAUAAACUCACUGAUAUCUUAGAUUGUGCAAGCCUGUCACUCUAACUGAAAGUUUGUUGCUUUCGGUGAUUUUAUGCUCAAAUUUGACCAACUCAGUUUAAAUCACAGAACAGCAACUUGAAGAAGGAAACAUGAGGAGGCUUAAUAGCAAAUGAUUAAAUUUUUUUGUUGCAGUAGAAACUAGGGACAGUCUUCUGUUUCUCAGUGAAGAAUCCUGAGUAUUCGUUACAUGUCCAAUGAUUAUUUGUUAAAAGCAAAAGUGGUCAUGUGAUGUACUAAAUGUAAUUUUCUGUUUCUAAAUGCUUAAAUUAUGCCAAACAAAUCAGUUCGUGCCAUCUAGCAUUUGCUGUUGAUCUUUUACUGAGUACUUGGAUUGGGGUAAAGGGCUGUACUAUGCACUUUUUAUUAAUGAAUAAAUAGACAAUAUUA
Molecule: messenger RNA, 3806 nt
Organism: Microtus ochrogaster (prairie vole)
Lineage: Eukaryota; Metazoa; Chordata; Mammalia; Rodentia; Cricetidae
Gene: Smim14
Product: small integral membrane protein 14
Cellular component (GO): endoplasmic reticulum
Source: RefSeq, a predicted model, not a curated record